This is a messenger RNA of Cladophialophora bantiana CBS 173.52, 1707 nucleotides long. RefSeq lists its product as uncharacterized. The coding region runs from base 1 to 1707 and encodes 568 amino acids. The record is from RefSeq and is a predicted model, not a curated record. The transcript is spliced from 3 exons. NCBI's taxonomy places the organism in Eukaryota, Fungi, Ascomycota, Eurotiomycetes, Chaetothyriales, Herpotrichiellaceae.
AUGACAAACGGGACGGCGGAGAAAGUGUCCGACGGGGAGCCGAACGGAGUUGAGACCAAUGGCCUGGAGAGCACCCACUUUGACAGUGUGCAUUUUGGACUGUUCCACGACCAGAUUCACGACCAGGUGCAGAACCUUCAGAAUGGCUUCUCUGUCGUUAAGAGCGCGGUGACGAAACUCACGGAGACAUUCAACCAAUACGGAGAAGUAGUAAAGACAGUGGACGAACGAUACAGCAAAGACCAGGUACUCGAGGAUCAUGUGGAUAAGUUAGAGAAUGAAAAUGAAACGUUGGCUUGGAGAAUUGAGAGGAUCAAGCAGAGCCACAAAGUGCAGCUACGCGAACAACAGAAACAGCAUGCAAGGGAGGUCUCCGGACUACGAUCGCAGGCAGAUUCAGGAGCGCAAGAAAGAGAAAAGUACGAAAAGAUGAUCAAAAGCGUGAAAGAAGAGCAGGACCAAGCCAUGCAGAAGGCGAAAGAAGAACUCAAGCAGAAGAAAGCCCAACUGGAAAAGGAUAAUGAAGAUAAUAUUGCGAGGCUAGAGGCGGACAAAAAACAACUUGAGGAAAAGCAGAAAGAUCUCGAAGGAAAGCUCGAGAAGAUAAGCAAGGAGCUCGAUCAAGAGAAGGAAAAUCAUGAGGCGACCCAGAAAAAAGCAGAGGCAGAGAUCAAGGAUCUCAAAAAAGCGCUUGCCAACGUGAAGGCCAAGUAUGAAGUGGAAAGAUUACCACAGGAACAUUACGCGGGCCGAUACAAACUUUUGGUUGAGUCGGUGGCCUCGAUCGCCAGUGAAUACUUCUCGGAGUUACCGGAAGAAGCUAUGGAUAAUCCGGUCGGUGCAUAUAACCAACUCAGAAGGAAGAAGAGCGCCUUUCAGGUGGUCCCAAUUACCGAGUCGGAACGUGCACGGGUUCUUCGGCUUGCCUUUGUGCAAAACAUCAUUUUCGAUGCCAUCCGUGAUGCCGUCUGGCAACCGUUUUUCUCUCGGCAGUACUGGAAGUCCAGACGGGACAGAAACCUCCUCAACGAGAUAUACAUACGCCUGGCUAAGGACGGUGAAGAGAUUCAAACUGACUGGAAAGUAUCCACUCUGAGGGUGUUGGAUCGGCUGGAUGAGAAGGUGGACGUUGGAGAUAAGAUAGGAACUGCGAUCGAUCUAGAUGUCAUUCACAAACUCGAACCAUUGUUGAGCGAAAAGCAGAAACCCGAUUUCAAGUCCGAGCUGAGGAACAUAUUCACCAAGGCAAUGGAGCUCGGCCAAGAAUCACGCCGCGAUCGAUCACCGGUGUACAUCGACACUGGUCCGCCUAUGAAUGGUGGCCCCGGGUGGAAGGAGUUCAGUGAAGGGUUUACCAUCGAGGAUACGCCAAACCCGAAUCUACCCAUAAUCAUAGGAGACAACACCUUUGAGCCACUCUGCGUAUCUCCAAGGAUAUACCGCAAGAGUUUGGACGGAGGGGAGGAUGAGGUGGUUUACCCAGGUGUCGCACUGUUCCCCAGUACCGGAAUCUUCCAGCAGGGAUCGAUGGAAUGGCAGGAACUCAGACAAAAAGAAAGAGAAAUCCACAAGGCUCACAACGGUAAAGCAAGAAGAGCAAGCAUGGCUUCGAUCGUGGCGGGCUUGGGUAUCGCACCGCUGGACCCGGCUGUGGACCUGAAACCUUCAAAGACAUGGGCAUCCACGACAAUAGCCGAGUAUGUUUAA